GUGAGACUCCACCUCAGAAAACAAAAAACCACAGUCUAUUUUUUUUCUCUCUCGAAUUCUACCUGACCUUAAGGGGUACUAAGGAAAGGGAUGGUGUGGGAGAUGUCGAACUCUCAGAGACAGGAAGUUGAGGAGGAAGAAACACAAAAGCUUGCAGGUUCAUCUGUUAUAUGGGAUAAAAGAAAAAAAAAAAAAAUAAAAGAGAAACAGAGCUUUCAGGAAAGAUUUCUAAGGCCGCUGAAGUCAUACCAUCGAUUAGAGCCUGACGCAAAGUUACCCUUUCCUGGCUGUUGCUGAAAUCUAAGGGACGAUGAUGAGGUGGACAAGGAAGCAUGGAGAAAACGUCUGAAGGAAGCAAUCGACUGCACAUGCUGAGACGAAGGGAAGAGUCGAGUGGAUUUCAGCUUAGGUGUCUGUAAGUAUGUUGGUGCAUUUCAGGAAAAGACGGCAAAGGGGAGGUUGUUUGCAUGCGUUCGCGUUUGGAUAGGCUGAGGUUGAGUUUGAGGUGCUCGUUGGGACAAGUAGGUUGAAGUAUUCAUUAAGUAGUUAGGUAUAAGGGGGUCUGAGCUUCUGAAACAAAUUUGGAUGUUAGUUGCAAGUAUAGAAAUGGGUAAGACUUUAGGAUAAAAUUGGAGAUAGGGAUGCAGAGUCCGGCUGGACUCGCAGAUUUAGAGAUGGGCAGUGGAGCGGGGAGCAGGAUGAGAAAAGUCGGCGAGGUAAGAAAAACGGAGGGCGACAUUUUGAAAGCCAAGGUAGCAAGUUUCAAGGCCGCCUCCUGGAGGUCAAGAGGAGGAUGACUAGUCUACUGUAGCUUCGGUCAAACCGCAUUCCGAGGAGUGCAGGCGUGUGGGGGUGGAGCAGAGACAGGCCCCUGCCGGCGGCUACAUGGAGGGUCGAGAAUGGAGGCAGCCUUAACAGUACGCGUAUUUUGAAAGGGAAUUUGGCUGUGACCAGACAGAAAGGGCGGGACUUGGUACUUCAUAGCUCAGGAGGAUAAUCAGCCUCAGAAUCCCCUAUUCUUGUGUGAGAGUAACCCUCCGUCUGUGGAUGUCUUCUGCAGACCCUUGCAGGUCCAUCCUGGGAUUUGACGACUGUAAACUGGGGACAAGCAAAAAAAAACCCACAGUGCCACUCGGUAAAAAAAGAACCAGCGUUUUGUUUGAAAGCCUACUCUCUUUAAAGGUCCUGGCAUGCAAAUAAGGGGCUUUAAUGUGGCUGUCAGCGAUUGGUAGAUACUGACAACAUCCGUCAUUUCCUUUCGGCGCAGGAUGCAAACCGAGAGGCGGCUUUCUGCUUCCCUAUUGGCUGUUGGAUACGGCUCCGCUUUCAGCCAAUCAAACGGCUUCCCUUCACCCCUCCCGGUGGCUCUUAUAAAUUACAUCAAAUUGGUUAUCCCUUCCACAUUCUUCUCCUUGAAAAAGAAGCUGUGACUGCAAUUUUAGCCGUAAUGUCGGGACGCGGAAAGCAGGGGGGCAAGGCCCGCGCUAAGGCCAAGUCGCGCUCGUCCCGCGCUGGCCUCCAGUUCCCGGUGGGGCGAGUGCACCGCUUGCUGCGCAAAGGCAACUACGCGGAGCGGGUGGGGGCCGGCGCCCCGGUGUACCUGGCGGCGGUCCUCGAGUACCUGACUGCGGAGAUCCUGGAGCUGGCGGGCAACGCGGCUCGGGACAACAAGAAGACGCGCAUCAUCCCUCGCCAUCUGCAGCUAGCUGUGAGGAAUGACGAAGAACUCAACAAGUUACUCGGGGGUGUCACCAUUGCCCAGGGCGGCGUCUUGCCCAACAUCCAGGCUGUCCUGUUGCCCAAGAAAACGGAGAGUCACAAGCCUGGCAAAAACAAGUAAUUAAGAGGCUUGA
Messenger RNA from Sapajus apella (tufted capuchin), 1853 nucleotides. RefSeq names its product histone H2A type 2-B. The transcript has a single exon. Gene Ontology annotation, cellular component: nucleosome. Lineage: Eukaryota; Metazoa; Chordata; Mammalia; Primates; Cebidae. The record is from RefSeq and is a predicted model, not a curated record. Bases 1448 to 1840 code for a protein of 130 amino acids. Gene Ontology annotation, molecular function: DNA binding; structural constituent of chromatin; protein heterodimerization activity.